AAGCACUAUGUCUCCACUCAUCCAGCUCAGGGAACUUCACGCCUACAUAGGCGAUGCCAUUAAUGUCCUCGAAAAGGAAUGUUCAGAACACAAUGACCCCAUGGUCGACGUCCACUCGACCGAGGUUCACCCUCGUAUUACUCGCAUCCUCUCAGAAGAGGUCGGAAAUGCCGAGAAAACCAUUUUCGGAGCCGCUACCAUGCUCCAAGCGUCACUGAAUCCCCGAACCGUUCUUCGCGAUAAGAUACUGUCUUAUCAUAUCACCAAUGCUCUGCAGGUAGUCAAUGCAAAAGGCGUUGCAAAAAUUCUAGGAACAGGGAAGGUCUCGGCAAAGGACCUGGCAGGCGCAACGGGGAUCAAUCCAGAUAAGUUGACGAGGAUCAUGAGAUUGCUUUGUUCCAAUCUCAUAUUCUGCAAAGUCGAAGACGACGUCUAUGCCAACAAUGCUGUUUCCAUUCUCCUUGCUUCUGACGAAGCUCAAGCCUUGGUAGGUCAUUGUCUCGAGGACGUAAACCCAGUUGGAGUCAGUGGACUUUACGAGGCUCUUACCAAAGUCGAUCUAAAAGAUUCGUUUGCUUUAUCUGCAAGCCCUUUCGCAAUCACGAAGAGGACCGAGCUCUCUGUCUUUGAUUACUGGAAGAGACAUGAACCACAUGCCUUUUACCGUUUUCCCAAAGCCAUGUCUGCCCAUGCCGAGUAUGAUGGGUUUGCAGCAGCCAAGGCGUUCCCUUUUGCAGACAUGAGCGGAGGUGUCAUUGUUGACGUUGGAGGUUCCUUGGGACAAACGUCCAGGUUGUUUCUGGAAGAAAACUCCAAGAUCCAGCUGGUCCUUGAGGACAUGGAGCCUGUAGUGCGCGCAGCAGAAGAGCACUGGACCGUCAACCAUCCAGAUCUGAUUUCUCGCGUUACGUUCCAACCGUGCGACUUCUUCAAAACCCAACCGGUCAAGGGUGCCGAUGUCUACUAUCUGCAGAACAUCAUUCACGACUGGACGGACGAGGAUUGCGUGAAAAUUCUGGAGAACCUGAGGGACGCAAUGACUACUGAAUCUCGCCUCAUCAUCGCUGGCGUCGUUCCCCCAAGCCUGACAAAAGGACCAGCACCGAGGCCUCUUUUGCCAAACUAUUCCGAGUCCUUUGCCUUUUGCAGCGACCUUCAAAUGCUUUACAUGUGUAACAGCAGGGAGAGAACCGCAGCUGACCUGGACAGGCUCAUGAACCCGCUUGGGGUGAAGGUUGUCAAGGAGUGGAAGAACAGCGGAAGUUUCACGUUGACUGAGUGCAUGUUCGUCAAUUAAGUUAUGUACCCUGUUUGCAGUGCUAAAGACUUCUGUAUAAAUGCGACUGGCUUAUUGUCAUCAAUCAGCCUGGCUAGCUCAAUCGGUAGA
Molecule: messenger RNA, 1387 nt
Organism: Saitoella complicata NRRL Y-17804
Lineage: Eukaryota; Fungi; Ascomycota; Saitoellomycetes; Saitoellales; Saitoellaceae
Product: S-adenosyl-L-methionine-dependent methyltransferase
Exons: 1
Coding region: 8-1297 (429 amino acids)
Molecular function (GO): O-methyltransferase activity
Source: RefSeq, a predicted model, not a curated record